UAAAUACAGUACGACUGAAUGAUUAAGAAGUUUGCUUUACAACCUCGAGGGCUCAGGGUUCGAUCCCAUAACAUCUCGAAUAAAUAGUUCUCUAAAGCCUCAGGCUGACCCAUUCAUUGCGAGUGAAUCUGGGUAUGCAGAAACCACAUAGAAACCGGUCAGGUGGUGCUUGUAAUUCAAAAGGAGCAACCUUGUCACUGUGUUGUUGAAUUUGCAUGAGAAUUAGGUUAAGGAUACACAUGUCUGAGUUAUAUUCGGCCACUUAUGUGUCAUUCAGGAGCAGGCAAUUCGGUUGAUCGAACAAAUGAAUCCUAAUCGUCGAAACCGACGGAGAUCCACCACCGCCCUCACCACUAGUCGUGAAAGAUAGCAGAACGGUGUUGCUUGUUUCUGAUCGACAAAUAUGUUUUGUCAAAGUCGACAUUUCCUCUGCUCAUCCAUUCAGUAGAAUACUUUAUCUUCUUCAUCUUCUCCCUGGAUAUUUUAUGAAAAUUAUGGAAACAGAAAUUUCACUUGAAACAUUAGAGCAACAAUACAUCCUUAAAAUCAAACUUGCCAUUGCUUUCGCUAUAUUGAGAAACAAACCUAAGGAGAUUCCAACCCGCCAAUAUGUUGAGGGCCUCAUGUCUGACUACCAAAAACAGAUUUCUGAUUUGCCAGAUGAUUCUUACAAUACUAACCGAAACCAAUUAAUCAGCUGCCAACAGCAAUUAAUUAAUCAGCUGGAAUCCAGUAAUUUAAUAUUUCAGGAUGCAGAAUCUAGUAAUAUUUUAACACCUCCACCUUCUGGAAAACGUCUGACUAAUCAGCUAGAUUCAUUAGAUCGUAUGCUGACGAACCAUACCUGUUUCCUGCAGAGUUCAUUUAAUUUAAGAAGUGUUUCACAUCUUCUCCAAGACCAACACAAGAUCACCAAAGUUAUUGAACACACAGUGAUUGAUAGUACGAAGAUCAUUUAUAGUUUCCUCUUAACAGAUAUACAUAAAAUCACAUUACCUUGUGUUGGUUCCACUUUAAAAGCUUCAAUGAAAAUUUGCGAUUUGGCCCCUCACAAUUCAAAUCUUAGAAACAGUUUUAAAACUUUCACUGCUGACUUCCAGAAUGCAGUCAUCAAAAAAGUGAUAUUAAAUGACAAAAUUACUCAGCUUAAAAAGAGAGACUACAUCAAGUUGUUGAGUGAAUUUAUGCAUUGCCAUGAAAGCAAAGAACUACUUCUAACCACUUUAUAUAACUAUGCCAGCAAAUUCUUCAACUACAUUAAAAAACUUUCUUUGAAUAUGAGAAACCUUGAGGAUCCAGUCUUCUUUGAAAACAAUUAUUUUAUUCUUUGUUGUCUUGCUGAAUGUCUUGCUGAGCUGAUCAGUGAACAUAACUUGAUGCCAUCACAGAACUUCAUCACCGAUUUGACCAAUUCCAUAGAGAACUGUUUCUCUCUAAUAGAAGACACAUUCCCAUUGAUUGCUCAUGCCUUGUGGCAAAUUAUGGUGAUCAUUCAUAAUAUUCCUCCUCCGAACAAAAAUGGUAAAAAUUCCAAUUUAAUUCUAAAGCACAUUUGAAGACAGAGCACUUUGGUACUGUUAAUUUAUCAGUCAUAUGUCUUUAUGGAUAAUGAUUAAUGAGACAGGGAUAUGCUGAAAUUGUUAAUUCUCUGUUUUAGAUAUAGGUAUUUAAUAUUGCUACGUUCAGUGUAAUGUUUAUGAUUCAAUCACUAAAGAAGAAGAAUAUCAAGAGAAGAGUGUUGCUUGCUAAUACUACAUCACUUAGGGAUGACUGAGUUAAUAAAAGAGUUUAAAUGAAUAAAGUGAAGAACAACAGGAGGGAUGAUUCAUGGAAAUCAUUUUGUAACCUUACAAACACAGUAUGAAUAUCAUAACAAUAAUAAUCCUUUCUACUAUAGGCACAAGGCUUGAAAUUUUGGUGGGAGGGAGCCAGUUGAUUAGAUCAACCCCAGUAUCUGUCAGGGAACUGACAGAUUCAUUUGAAUGGCAGUCAAAAUGGUUUGUGACAUGUCAUCCAGAGAUUUACGUUCUGAGUUUAAAUGCCAACAGCUUCAACGAAAUAAGUAGCACUUGAAGCCUGGGAUCAUUCUAAUCAACAGAGUCCUCCCCUAAAAUUGCUGGCUUUGUGCCAAAAUUCGAAACUACUACUAUUAUUAUUAUUAAGGCAACAAGCUGGCCGACUCGUUUGCACGCCGGCGAAAUGCUUGGCAGUAUUUCGUCUGCCACUAGAUUCUGAGUUCAAAUUCCAUGGAUGUCAACUUUGCCUUACAUCCUUUUGGGGCUGAUAAAUUAAGUACCAGUUACGCACUGGGGUUGAUGUAAUUGACUAACCUUUUCCCUUAAAAUUUCAGGCCUUGUGGCCAUAGUAGAAAGGAUUAUUACAUUAAUAAAAAUACAUUACAGACAAAAUCUGGCAAAAAUAAAAUCUUUUAUUAA
Molecule: messenger RNA, 2435 nt
Organism: Octopus bimaculoides (California two-spot octopus)
Lineage: Eukaryota; Metazoa; Mollusca; Cephalopoda; Octopoda; Octopodidae
Biological process (GO): homologous chromosome pairing at meiosis; oogenesis; DNA recombination
Cellular component (GO): lateral element
Source: RefSeq, a predicted model, not a curated record